Messenger RNA from Ascoidea rubescens DSM 1968, 3108 nucleotides. RefSeq lists its product as uncharacterized. The coding region runs from base 1 to 3108 and encodes 1035 amino acids. Gene Ontology annotation, molecular function: mRNA binding. Lineage: Eukaryota; Fungi; Ascomycota; Saccharomycetes; Ascoideales; Ascoideaceae. The record is from RefSeq and is a predicted model, not a curated record. The transcript has a single exon.
AUGUCUACCGAUAAUUUGCCUCAACAACCCAUCAUGAACUCUUCAAAUUUAAACUCAAAUUCUUCUUCUCCAAUAUCUUCCUCCAACAAUAUCCACCACCACAAUUUAAACCAGCAGCAUUCCUUGCCUUCCUUAUCUUCUCCCCCAUUAAAUCCAGGAAGAUUACAAAUGAUUCACCCAAAUUCUUCUCCCCUCGCUCUAGAUUCUAUUGCAAAUUUAUCUUCCUCUAACAGCGCUAACAAUAACAACAUUAUUCUUAAUUCCCCAAACGCUAUAAACGCAAUCACUGCAAACUCUGCAAAUUCCAUCAAUAGCAACUUAAACAGCAGUAAUAGCAACAAUAGCAAUAAUAGUAACAAUAGUAACAAUAGUAACAAUAGUAACAAUAGCAGCAAUUCAAAUAAUAGCAACAACUCAAACAACAGCAACAUUAGUAACAUUAACACAAACACCACGACUGCUAUGAGCAGCACUCUCAGCAACCUUGGAAACAUCUCCAACAUCGCUAAUAUCUCAAACUUUGGAAUUCCAAAUAAUCUUCAUCAACAAUUUCAACAACCACAUCCUCCACAAACUUUAAGAUUAAGAAAUAUCCCUCUCGACCUAUCCCAAAGAGAAGCCUCUUUAAUUUUUGCAUUAUCAACCGACGUUUAUUCAGUCGAAUUACUUUCGGACCAAAUUAUUGCAACUUUUAGAUCAAUUGAAGGCCUAUUUAGUGCCUUUACCAAUCUUGAUUCAAAAAGACAAGUUUUAUUUGGUCAAAACCAUCCAGCGGUUAUUUUAGAAACUGAUCUUGAUUUAGCUGCAAUGUAUAAUAAUUCAAUCAAUCCAUCUAUGAUCUCAUCAAGUAAUCUAAACAACCUAAAUAACUUGAACAACCAAAACAACAUCAAUUCCAACAUCAACAGUAAUAACAACUCCACUCUCAACACCAGCGGCUCCAAUCCUGUCAAUAACACCCCCAUUAACAAUAACAACAACACAAAUAAUAACAACAACAUAAACCAGUCCAAUAAUCCCAAUCUCAUCUUCAAUUCCAUUCCCCAAAUCUCCCAUUUAAAUCUAACCUCUCCUACCUCUGGCCCUUCCUAUUUAAAUAGCCCAACUUCUGUUAAUCCCUCAAAUGCUUUCCCAACCACCCUCAACUUGCCAAAAAGAUCUGGUACCAUUGGAAGUGGCAGCCAAAGACAUCGAGGCAUAUUUAGUGACCCUUUUUCAAAUGAACAAAAUAACCAAGAUUUAACCGGUCAAAGUACUUCCAAUUCAACCUCAAAUCCAGUUCCAUCUGGUACUGCUGGUAAGUCUUUACUAUUAAUGGAAACACAAGCCGAUGCAAGAGAAUAUGAACAGCUAGUUAGAGACCCCUGGUCCCAAUCAAAUAGUUCCAAUUCCCAACAAACCCCAAUUAACGAAAACCAAUUUUCUUCUACUAGCCCACCUUAUCAAAACUCAGCUUCUAUUGUUAGCCCAGGCUCUAGUUCAAUCUCUAAUGUUUGGGAACCCCAUAAUUCUAGGAGAAAAAGCUCAGUUUUCUUUCCUUCAAGCGCUCAAACCCCAACUUCAACCACAGCUCCUCCUCUUCCAUUGAAUGCUUCUUCAAUGGUCACUGGGAAUAAUCCCAAUAACAACCCUUCAAAUUUUCUUUCAAAUAACAUUCAAUCAAAUUCAAAUUCAAAUAAUCAACUGCAAAAUUCAUUGAUCAGUAACCAAUCUUCACAGACCAUUCAACAAAAUCUCCAACAAUCUGUUAGUCAACAAUCUUUAUCAUCUCAAAAGAUUCCUGAACUAUUAGCAAGAAUUCCUUUACCAGCAAAUCCUGCAGAUCAAAAUCCUCCUUGUAAUACACUAUAUGUUGGAAAUUUACCACCUGAUGCAACUGAAAAUGAAUUACGGGGACUAUUUUCUUUGCAAAAAGGUUUUAAAAGAUUAUCAUUCAGGAAUAAAGCUCCAUCAAGCAAUUCUAAUGGUUCCCAUUCUCAUGGCCCAAUGUGUUUUGUUGAAUUUGAAGAUAUUCCCUUAGCUGCCAAGGCCCUUGGUGAUUUAUAUGGUCGUCAGUUACAAAGACCUGGAGGUGUUCCUGGCAAGGGAGGAAUUCGUCUUUCAUUUUCAAAAAAUCCGUUGGGUGUUCGAAGCUCAAAUCAACGUCGAACUAGUUCAAAUUAUGUUCCUAGUAACAGUAGUAAUAGUAACAACAGCAGCAACAACAACAAUAAUAGCAACAACAACAACAACAACAAUAGUAACAAUAGUAACAACAGUAACAACAGCAAUAAUAAUAGCAGCAGCAAUAAUAAUAGUAACACUAGUAAUAACAGUAAUCCCAAUAACUCUAUUAAUAAUUUGUCAAACGUUAAUAAGAUUAGUAAUUCAAUGAAUAAUUUGAAUGUUAGUAACAUGCAUAAUCUCAGUAAUAUCAAUUCGUUAAAUUCUAUUGGUUCAAUGAGCAAUAUUGGGAGCAUGAGUAAUAUGAACAAUAUGAACAACUUGAACAGUUUGAAUAGCAUUAAUAGUAUGAGUAACAUGAGUAAUAUGAAUAAUAUGAAUACUAUGGGUAAUAUUGGUAACCUCAGCAAUCUUAAUAAUAAUAUGUCAGGUAUCACUAACAAUAUUAACAAUUUGAAAUUAAAUAAUAUGGGAAAUAUCCCUAGUCGGGGUGCAAUGAGUAAUAUCAAUAAUAUGAAUAGUAUGAGUAACCUUCAUAGUAUGAAUAGUAUGAAUAAUAUGAACAAUAUGAAUAAUAUGAGCAAUAGAAAUCCUAUUAAUAAUAUGAAUAUGAAUAACAUGAGUAAUAUGAAUACUAUGAAUAUGAAUAAUAUGAACAAUUUAGGAAAUAUGGGAAAUAUUAAUAGCAAUUUGAAUAUGAACAAUCUUAAUUUGAACAAUAUGAGUAAUGUUAAUAAUCUAAGUUCAUUAAAUAUGAACAACCAUAUGAAUCUCAAUCAACUAAAUAAUAUGAGUGGUAAUUUGAGUGGAAAUAUGGGUGGAAAUUUAAAUGGCAAUGUUUCUUCUAAUAACGGAAACAAUGUGAACAAUGGAAACAAUGGAAAUAGUGGGAACAGUGGGAACAAUGGAAACAAUAGUGGAUUUCAGCCCUACCAAAAUAAAUAA